Molecule: messenger RNA, 1716 nt
Organism: Lachancea sp. 'fantastica'
Lineage: Eukaryota; Fungi; Ascomycota; Saccharomycetes; Saccharomycetales; Saccharomycetaceae
Source: the annotation of a GenBank genome assembly
AUGGCCGCUCAAUCCCACUACUCCGACGCUGUCGAGCAGCUGCCGGACGAGCCAAUUGACCCCCGCCAGCUGGACUGGGACGGUCCGCUCGACUCCGACAACCCACACAACUGGCCUACCUGGCGAAAAUGGUUCACCACCAUGUCCGCAGCCGUGCUGUGUCUAGUGGUCACCAUGGGGUCGUCGCUGUACGUCAACGGUGUUCCACGCAUGGUGGCCGAAUACCACUACGACCAAACCCUGGCCAUUUCAGGGCUCACAUUCUAUCUACUCGGGCUGUCCACCGUGGUUGGAGCUCCUCUGUCCGAGGUUUUCGGCCGGAAAAUCAUCUACAUCGUUUCUUUGCCAUUGUCCAUGCUGUUCACCAUGGGAGUGGCUCUCUCUGGCGGCAAAAUGCGUGUGGUGCUGCCCGUGCGCUUCUUUUCCGGCGUUUUCGCCUCCCCUGCUCUUUCAGUAGCAUCGGGCACCAUCAUGGAUAUUUGGGACCAGGACGAAGUCUCGGUCGCCAUGUCGUUUUUCUGUCUGGCACCCUUCUUGGGUCCCAUCAUUAGUCCCAUCAUCGCUGGCUUUGCUACAGAAAAAGAAGGCUGGAGAUGGGCCACCUACAUCCAACUUUUUGCCGGUGGUUUGAUCAUGCCGUUCCUAGUGUUGAUGCCCGAGACCCACAAGGGUGUCAUUCUAAUAAAAAGAGCUCGCAAACGGAAGCUCAAUCUCAUCGAGCUCUCAACCCAGGCCAAGAAGGAUUUCCUCAAAAUGACUCUAACCAUCACCGUCUUCAGACCCAUCAAGAUGUUGGCGGUCGAGCCCACCGUGCUGUUUUUCUCCAUCUACGUUGCCUUCAUUUUUGCAGUGCUGUUUGCCUUUUUCGAGGCAUAUCCUGUCAUUUUCCGCGGUGUGUACCAUAUGACCACCGGAGUGGCUGGUUUGGCGUUCAUCGGGAUCGGUAUUGGUCUAUGGUUAGGCUCGCUAUUCUACAUUUUCUACGAUCGUCGUUAUUUCUUCCCUAAAGCACCUGAGGGCACUCCUCCUUUGGUUUCCACCUCUUCCAAACGUACCAAGCCCUACAGAGGCCACAGGGAUCCCGACACGGGCGAGUUAAUCGUGCUCAAACCGGAAGUAUUGUUGGAUAUUUGCAAAAUUGGCUCAAUAGCGCUUCCGAUCAGUUUAUUCUGGCUUGGCUGGACCGGACGUUCGAGCGUUCACUGGAUGGCCCCAAUGGCCGCCGGUGUGCCGUUCGGAUUCGGUCUUAUUUUGAUUUUCUUCAGCGUCAUCAUGUAUUUCUCGACGUGUUACCCACCAUUGUUCGUGGCGUCUGCAUUGGCUGCCAACAACCUGCUGAGAUACGUCACUAGUUGUGUUUUCCCGCUAUUCACAAUCCAGAUGUACGAAAAGCUGAAGAUCAGUUGGGCUAGUUCCCUGUUCGGCUUCAUUUGCAUUGCCAUGAUCCCAAUACCAUGGAUUUUUGCCAGGUAUGGCGAGACCAUGCGUCAGAAUUCCACAUUUGGAUUCAAUUCAUUGAAACAGGAUUCUGGCAGUGACACCAAAUCCGAAAAUGCUGUAUCCACACUCCAGGAGUCUGAAGAGGCCUUGAAUGACAAUAAAAAGCCAACCAAUAGCGAUCCUGAACCUGCAAAUGACACACAUUCAUCUCACACCCGCACUUCCACUGCGGACACUGCAGCGUCUCGUGAGGUUUCUAAAUACGCGAUUGUCUAG